AUGACUCGCAACACGGAGAACUCCAGGGCCGCGGCACAACCGUACGUGCCUCCCGUGCCAGUGCAAGAAGACCCUCCCGCAGCUUCAGCGCCUGCGGGGUCUCAACCACCGCGGGACCCAGCCUCCCCAUCACGGUCGUCGCAGAGCAGAACCCCAACACCUGCCUUGUCAGGCAGUUUGUGGGACGCUGUACCGCUAUUGACACUCCAGUACCUCACCGAGGCAUACCGCCUUCGGACACCCGCAAACGGGACGGAUCGCUCAGGGUAUGUCUGUCUUCUGGAAACCAACAGGAUCCCGCCGUCGCUUGCCCAGGGGUGGAUUCCACCCCCAGGGUGGCACUUGCGGCCCUUUGACCUCCAGAUCACACCAUGGACCGCACCGACAACAGAGAUUGUCAUGGCAGGACCUACAAUCAACCCCGUAGGCCCACCCCUGUCUUACCGCCAUCCUGGCAAACCGCAACUUGCCGACCUGCCACGUCAACAAGACAACAAAAAUUUCAAAGACUACGCAGAUCAGCUACGUCGGAUGCCCGCCGUCAACAACAUGUCAACGGAUAUGAAGCUAUCGCCAUCUCACACCCGACUCCUCACCUGGAUCGAUUGGACCGGUUUCGUCAGCUACGACUGCAGCACGGCAAGAGCUUCAUCAGCUUCGGGGGAAGACGAGCUAAGGAAAAAAUGGAUCGAUAAUCGCAACCUGACUUGGGACGAGGCGAUCUACAAAGCUGAGCGUUUCUGGUUGCACCAUCACGCAACGUUGCAAGGCGGAACGAGUUCUAGACCUGCUCCCAAGGCUGCGGGUACAACACGUCCACAGCAACAAUGGUGCAAAGGACAUCAAGCCAACGUUUGCCACUCACCACAGGACUGUCGAAUCCUGCUUUGCCAACAAGGCCGUCAAGCACCAUCCGCACCGGAGGCUCAGGCAGCGCAGCCGGCUGCACGACCCGCGCAAUUGUCCCAGCCCCUAUCUACUAAUCAUACGCCUUCCGGAAAUACUAUUUAUUGCUUUCAUUGGAAACAGGCGUCCGUCAUAGUGAACGCGGCUCACUGUGAAGAACGGGAUCUCGCCGCGCCUCCACCCAUCAUCAUACCUUUGCAGAUUGGGAGCACUGUCAUACCUGCUUUGAUAGACACUGGGGCUUCGCAUGCUUUCAUUGCCCAGCAGCUGGCCGGCGCAGCAGUUGAUCUCGCAAAAUCUACCUUUUUAGCAAAAAAGACCAUAUUUUUAGGGCACGAGAUCGACCAGACCGGCACCAGGGCCUUGGACAAAGACUUAGAUGCCGUCCGUUGUUUCCCUAAGCCUGAGACAACUAGGCAGAUGCAAAGGUUUUUGGGCAUGGCAACGUAUCUCCCCGCCCAUCUGCCCACCAACUUCGCCACAUCUGAAAAAGUCCUGCGGCAAAUUAUCCCUGCCAAACCAGCCACGCGCUUGCUAUGGACCCCGGAGGCACAGGAAGCGUUUUCUCACCUAAAGGACAUUUUGGCAAAUUUGGCGCGCCUGGAGCAGAUGGACCCCGCCUGCACGACCAAAGUCCAUUGCGAUGCUUCUUCUACCUCACUCGGAGCCAUCUUGGUACAGUUGGACAAAGAGGGACACCUGCACGUCUUAGAGUACGCUAGCCGCACACUCAGCGACACGGAAUCUUGGGCAAAGAUCGUCUACAAACCCGGACGCUUUCUCAAGGGCCCAGAUGCGCUAAGCAGGGUAACCAUCAAUGCCGCCGAAGUCCGCGAGGUGCUAGAUGAGGAACAACAGCACCAGAUCAUAGACAGCUACCAUCAGGAGCAGGGCCAUGCGGGUUGGAAAAAGAUCUACCAGACCCUGAAACAGCGCUUCAAAUGGAAAUCACUCCGUCAGGAUGUAUGGAAACGCAUCCAAUGCUGCAAAACGUGUUUCCGCUACAAUGCCCCCACCACAAAAGUCAGAGUCAAGCUGGAACCGAUCAUGUCGUCAUCUCCCCGGCAGCAACUCACCGUGGACUUCUAUGGACCUCUUCCAACCUCCACAAGUGGCCACCGUUACGCCAUUGUAGCGGUGGACCAUUACAGUCAGGGUAGCCAAGGGGAGGAAAGUCAGGAACCAGAAGAGCAGCCGCCAACGCCGGACUCGAGUGAGGAUGAAAGCUCCCAGCCCGAUAAUUCACACGUUUACGACGGGGUUGUAGUUGAAGCCACUCGUCCCGUCAAUCAGCUUCAAAGUGCCCCAUCGGAGUCCAGACCGGAACCGGAACCGGAACCAGAGCGACCGCCAACGCCGGACACGAGUGACGACGAAAAUCCGCCACUGAGUGGAAUGUACGAUGGACACGUAGUUGCAGCCACGCGUCCGAGUGGUGGAAAAUAA
Notodromas monacha is the source of this 2352-nucleotide messenger RNA. NCBI's taxonomy places the organism in Eukaryota, Metazoa, Arthropoda, Ostracoda, Podocopida, Cyprididae. The record is from the annotation of a GenBank genome assembly.